Molecule: messenger RNA, 435 nt
Organism: Gloeophyllum trabeum ATCC 11539
Lineage: Eukaryota; Fungi; Basidiomycota; Agaricomycetes; Gloeophyllales; Gloeophyllaceae
Exons: 3
Coding region: 1-435 (144 amino acids)
Source: RefSeq, a predicted model, not a curated record
AUGGCCAGUCCACCGGCCUCCCCCAUGACCGCUGCUUACUAUCAUCACCGACCUUCCCAGGUCCUCCUCGAUCCCGAGGCCGGGAUAUCACAAGUAGUCCUCACCAAGCCGGAUCUUGGAUUCCAGAACCUCGGACCAGCGAGCUCGAGCAACGUGGCCUUGCGUUCUCCUCACCACGAGCGCCUCCCCGCCGGCAACACGCGCGUCCGACUCCGGCCAGGAAAGCGCAUGUACAUGCGAUCCGAGUCGGUACAUAGAAGCUCGCCGUCCAGGCGGGCGCGCCGAUCCCGACGCAAGAAUGGAUCUGGAAUACGAUACGAUACGAUACGAAUCCCGGCUCCAGACGAAUCCGCAUCCCCUCCCUCCCCCGCCCGGUCUGUCUCGGCCAUCCGAGCGAACGAUGACUGCACAUCGCGCCCACCUGCGCCGGAGUGA